AUGGUCCAAAUUGUGCCUUUGAAUGCUCUUGUCAAAAUAGUGCCGAGUGCAAUGCCAAAGAUGGUUCUUGCAUCUGUCCCCCUGGAUUUUAUGGAGCGAGUUGUAGCGAAGGUAGGCUUAACUCCUCACUGUCAGAUUGUAAUCGCAAAAUCAAAAGCUCAUUUAAAAGUUCGAGUUUGCCCCUCUGGUCGCUACGGUACGGAUUGUAUGAAACUCUGUGAUUGUCAAAAUGGAGCAAUCUGCAGUCCGGUGGAUGGUAAAUGCGAAUGCCGACCUGGAUGGAUGGGUGAAAAUUGCGAAAAACCUUGUGAGCAAGGUUUUUACGGAAAGGACUGUUUGAAACGCUGCGAUUGUGCGGAUAGUAUGCACUGCGAUCCAUCAGAUGGCGAAUGUAUCUGUCCACCUGGAAAAAGAGGAGCCAAGUGCGACCAA
Molecule: messenger RNA, 432 nt
Organism: Strongylus vulgaris
Lineage: Eukaryota; Metazoa; Nematoda; Chromadorea; Rhabditida; Strongylidae
Source: the annotation of a GenBank genome assembly